Nerophis lumbriciformis (worm pipefish) is the source of this 9010-nucleotide messenger RNA. Lineage: Eukaryota; Metazoa; Chordata; Actinopteri; Syngnathiformes; Syngnathidae. The record is from RefSeq and is a predicted model, not a curated record.
CCUUUUCAUUUCAUGCAAAAGUGCUUGUCAAAGAUCAUCUCUAAUACGGAAGUGCUCUAGUGUUUUUUGUAUUCAAAACAGAGGAUGGUUUCGGCAUAUAAAGGAUCUUUGAUUAGUGUUUUUGUACUAAGCCCUCAAAAGAGAAGUGAUCUUAAAGAUACUGAUCAAAGAUCCUUUAUAUGACAGAAUCAGCUGCUGUUUUAAGGACCUACUGCAAGAACUACGAUCUGCUCGUCAAAGAUCUUCUAUAUGGCAGGAGCACAUUGCCUGUGUUUUAAGCAAACAUUGUGUUGUCGUUUGUGAGUCACAAGUUGUCUAACUUCUUGCCGUUGAAUUCAUGAUUUCCACAAACGUGUUUGUGAAUGUGUUUGUGAAUGUUCUACAAAAUGUUGUUGAUGUUCCAGUCAGGACCUUCCUGUCCAAUCAGCAUCCUCUCCCUUGUCCAGCCUGCAGUCAUUGGACGCCUCCAGCGACCCCCAGACUGUGACCUCCUGACAGAGCAGCGAGUCGUCAUGAUUUUUUUUCUCAGCCGUGAGGAGUCGGCGCGGAGACGGCGACGUGUUGCUUGGCGACGGACACUGGGCAAUUCCCCAAACAGACUUCACCACUCCUUGAGCCGGGCAUAAUUGCUGCAGGUGUGCGUAAUUAACUGGCCUAUUUAUCCACACCUGCACGGGCAGGAAGGCACUGGCUGAUUAGUCUUCGUGACACAUGUCAGGACCUCGGAUUCAUGCUGUGGAUUCUUCUCCUCAAUUCCACUUCCUGUAUGACUUUUCGCCUUCCUUCCGACCCAGGGUAAAAGAAUGGGUGGACCAGAUGCAAAAGGACUUGAUCACGCUAACAGACAAGGCGAGCGGCGUCCAUAGUCUCAUUAAGAUCUAUCAGGACCACCAAACACACUUCAGCGUGGAGUCCAACGACGCCCGGCAGCUGGUGGCCACAGCUGCCGGGAACAUUGAGAAGUUGCUGCAAAACCGCGCCAAGGCCCUGAAAAGGCUGGCAACAGAUGCGGAACUCUUCCAAAUGGAGCACGAAUGGCAGGACAACAGUGAGGCUGAUAAAAUGGCAUACUACAAUGCCAAAGAUGAUCUCAACCAGACGGAGAAGAAGAACCGCUAUGUCCCUGAGGACUUCCACGUAGAUCCGGACUUCAAGCGCCUGGUGUCGUACAACACCACGGCCGUCCACAUCCCCACCGACAUAUACGAAGGCUCCACCAUCAUCCUCAACGAGCUCAACUGGACCGAGGCCCUAGAGGACGUCUUCCGUAAAAACAAGGAGGAAGACCCGUCUCUCCUGUGGCAGGUGUUUGGUUCCGCCACGGGGCUGGCCCGCUACUUCCCAGCAUCGCCCUGGAUCGACUCGAGCAAAUCAGCCAAUAAGAUUGACCUCUACGAUGUACGCAGACGGCCAUGGUACAUCCAGGGGGCGGCCUCACCCAAGGACAUGCUAAUCCUGGUGGACGCGAGCGGCAGCGUGUCGGGUCUGACCCUCAAGCUGAUCCGAACGUCCGUCAGCAAGAUGCUUGAGACGCUGUCCGACGAUGACUAUGUCAACGUCGUCUAUUUUAACAACGAAGCCACGCACGCCGCCUGCUUCGAGAACCUGGUGCAGGCCAACGUGCGCAACAAGAGGAUCCUGAAGGACGCUGUGCAGGGCAUCAGUGCCAAAGGAACCACCAACUACAAGGGGGGCUUCGAGCUGGCCUUCAAGCAGCUCGCCCAAGUGAACGUGUCCCGGGCCAACUGCAACAAGAUCAUCAUGCUCUUCACCGAUGGAGGCGAGGAGCGUGCUGAGGAGAUCUUUGAGAAAUACAACCCAAAACAAGCUGUGCGCAUUUUUACAUUCUCAGUUGGGCAGCACAACUAUGACAAGGGGCCCGUACAGUGGAUGGCGUGCACUAACAAAGGUUACUACUAUGAGAUCCCUUCCAUUGGUGCCAUCAGGUUGAACACUCAGGAGUACCUUGAUGUUUUGGGCAGACCGAUGGUCAAAGCGGACCGAAAGGCCAAGCAGGUCCAGUGGACCAACGUGUACCAGGAUGCUCUGGAGCUCGGACUGGUCAUCACAGGAACGCUUCCUGUCUUCAACAAGACCAACACCGGGUCAAAGAAAUCUCAGAACCAGCUCAUCUUGGGUGUCAUGGCCAUCGAUGUCUCGCUGGAAGACAUCAAGAGACUCACGCCACGCUUUACUUUUGGACCAAAUGGUUACUACUUCGCCAUCGACCCCAACGGAUACGUGCUGCUCCACCCUAACCUCAAACCACCGACGGCUGAGUUUCACGAGCCUGUCACGCUGGACUUCCUGGAUGCUGAGCUGGAGAACGAAGUCAAAGUGGAGAUAAGAAGGAAGAUGAUUGAUGGUCUUACAGGGAAUUAUGCAAUAUCUGCUCUGGUCAAAUCGCAAGAUGAGCGCUACAUAGAUCUGGGUCAGAGGACCUACACCUUUGCACCAGUGAAGGGUACGGAUUACAGUCUGGCGCUGGUGCUGCCUGAGUACAGCUCACAUUACAUCCGAGCCACCAUUGGCGACACCAUCACCCAAGCCAAAUUUUCUGAGAGUCUGCUGGCUGACAAGUUUGAUGAAUACGGCUUCACGCUCAUAGCACCGAGGGUGUACUGCAAGGACCUGAAGCUGCCCGACAAGGACAAAAGCAAUACGGAGUUCCUCAUGGAGUUCAACAAUUACAUCGACACCAAGACCCCCAACAACCCCAUGUGCAAUGUGGAGCUGGUGAACCGAUUGCUCCUGGAUGCUGGCAUCACUUCAGAUCUCAUCAAGAUUUGGAAAGAGAAUAAGCUGCCGCACGGUGUCACAGCCAGAUUUGUUGCCACCGAUGGAGGGAUCACCCGGGUAUACCCCAAAAGUGCGGGUCUGAACUGGAAAGAGGAGGCGGAAACGUACGAGUCCAGUUUCUACAAGCGCUGUUUGGACAACGACCUGUACAUCUUCACUCCGACGCUGUACCUUAAGGACAACACGAGUGACGACUCUGUCCUUGUGAGCAGAGCGGUCAAGUUCAAGAUUGACAAUAAGCUCCUAAAACCAGCGGUGGUGGGCGUCAAGUUAGACAUCAGCACCUGGAUGGCCAGCUUCAUCAACACCACGCAGAAGACCAAUUGCACAGAUGAGAUCUGUGGCUGCCAGCGGAACGAUGUGUAUGUAGACUGCGUCAUUCUGGAUGAUGGCGGCUUUCUGGUGAUGUCCAAUCGGGACGAAUACGUCGAUCAGAUCGGGCGCUUCUUCGGAAUGAUCGACCCCAUCCUGAUGAUCAACCUGGUCAACUCCUCUCUGUUCACCUCCAAGAAGUCCUUCGACUACCAGUCUCUGUGUGACCCUGAGAAGGAGACCAAGGCGGCGGCGGGCCUGCGAUCUGUCUAUGUGCCCUCCAUUGCUGAUAUUCUGAGUGUCGGGUGGUGGGCCUCUGCUGCAGCCUGGUCAAUCCUGCAACAGUUGCUGGUCAGCAUCACGUUCCCAAAUUUUCUGGAUGCAGCCGACACGGACGAGGACAUCGACAUCAUGCACAAGGAAGUGUGCAUCACCGAGCAAACGCAGUACUACUUUGAGACCGACAACCCUUCCUUCAAAGGCACUGUGGACUGUGAAAACUGCUCCAGACUUUACCACGCCGAGAAACUUCCCAACACAAACCUGGUCUUCGUCAUCGCCGACGCCAAACUCACCUGCUCGUCAUGUGACAGCAAGCCGCUGAUACAGGAUGAACAGCAGUCUGACGGACCGGAUGCAUGUAAGAUGGCCCAGAAUCCUCGCUACAGGAAAGGCCCCGCCGUCUGCUUCGAUAACAACGAGCACGACGAGGCCCUGUGCCGGCGCAGCGCUGGCUCCCCGUUGGCGUCGUCUGCGCUCAUGUUACUGCCGCCACUGUUCUUGUGCUUUGCCGGGAGGAAGACCCCGACUGUGGCGGGGCGACCGGCCUGAGCCCUUCGCUGUGGCUGAUGGUGAUUCUUCAGCUGGCUCUUCUCUGGGUCCCGACCGGCUCCAGACAUCACGGCGUACCGUCUUGACCUCCCGAUCGCACCGUCCGUCAACACCGUCUGCCGCCGCCAUCUUUCUACCAGCAUGCGACGCCGCCUCUCGACAGUUUUCUUUUUUUAGCCGGAAGAAGCCUUCAGUGGACACUUUGGAUUGUUGACCUCAGUGAUGGACGAGCUGGUGCUAACUUGAGGACUUAAGAGUUGUUCGAUUCCUCGCUGCCACAAGCAAACAUUUUUGUUUGGAAGACAUCAAUAGUGGCGAGCGUUGUUGGUUUAAAGCAAGGUAGACGACUACCACUGAGCGCCACCGUGUUCCACAAACCUCCUAACCCUCCAAAGUUCUUCCCUGAAUCCUCAGCCUCUGAAUUUUGAUGACUGCCACCGUGCGCAUGAACCAAUCAGAAAGAAGCUGACGGAAAUAUCUCUAGUGCCAUCUGCGACGCUUGUUAGCUUUUGAUUUAUUGGAUUAUUUAUUAGAAAAUUGAAGAAAGCAAACGCUUAAGAUUUGAUUUUGAAACAAUGAUCUGCACUUUGUGUGUUUUGCUACUGAAGUCCUUUCGUCUUUUUGCCUACUGGCAGAACGAACAACAAAACUCCUUAAAGGUCCCGUAUUACUUUUAAAAAUAUAUGUAUUUUACAUAAGCGGUGCCACAUUAACCAAAAAUGAUCAAACUUACAGCUCCCCCAUAUUUAGCAGAGUAAAAAGAGUUCCAUUUUAAGAUAUGUAGCAAAGCCUACUGUGUACAAUACGGAAGGGAUUCAUGUGGCCCCAUUCCUGGGUGGAUCUCGUGUAAGAGGAAGGGGGCUGGGGAAGUAAUUGUGCAAUGCAGUCUGCUGAAAAUGAUGGAAAGCGCCACUCUACAUAGCAACUGACGCUAUAGUCAAAGUUGGAGUUGCAACAAAACACAUUUUUGGAUAUAUAACACUGGUGUGCCCAAUUUGUCACAUUUUAUGUGUCAGGUAAACCUUACUGAAUGAGGACAUGUGAAUCUUCUUUCUAGUGUAUUUCAUUUGAUGUUGGUAUUUAUGGUAAACCUCCCAUAUAUACAUUUUCAAAGGCCCCACAAAAAGUAUAUUGGAAUAGAGACAGUUAAAAAGUGCUUUUAGUAAGCCUGACUGGGAACACGUGUUGUGUGUCUGUAGCUUUAAUGCUACCGAGCUUUCUGCCACGGACUAUGGCUGCCUCACAAGACAAUUUUAUAGGUAUGAACCUAAAGCCAUAGAUAUUGUUACUUGGCGCUAUCUUUCUAGCAUGCUAACUAACGACUAUUUUGAUUGUCGACCAUUUAAUCUUUGACCGUUUUUGCGAUUAGUCGACUAAUCGGAUUAUUCAGUGGCUUCAAUUUAGCCGUCGGGUUUAAAUUCAGCUUGAGAUAUAUUUUUAGGCAUGUGCUAAUUAACAAUAACGACAAUACAAAUGACUUUGUUCAGAAAUAUUUAUUAUUAUUAUUAUGAUUUAGUGUUAUUGUAUGGAUGCCUUUUUCUGCGCUACAAAAAAAUACCCCAAUGGUAAGUCUAAAUAAUGAGGUAAAGAGUCAUGAUUAUAAUGUAAAAAGUCGAAAUUUUGAGCUAAAAAUGAAUAAUUAUGAGGUAAAAAAUUUAAAUUACGAGAUAAGAAAGUCAUAAAUAUGAAAUAAAAAAUCGAAAUUAUAUGAUUAAAAAGUCAUAAUUACAAAAAAAAACUUUCAUUUAUGAGAUAAGAAAGUUGAAAGUGAGUCAUAAUUAUGACAAGUAAAAAUUAUGAUAUAAAAGUCCUAAUCAUCAGACAAAAAGUCAAAUGUAUUAGAUAAAAAGUCAAAUUUAUUAGAUAAAAAAAAAUCAUAAUUAUGAGAUUAAAAAAAAUCGAAAUUAUGAGAUUAAAACUUGAAAUUAUGAAAGUCAUAAUUAUCAGAUAAAAAGUCGAAAUUAUGAGAUUAAGUCAUAAUUAUGAGCUGGAAAAGUCAUCAUGCAGCAUAGUCGGUCAUAAUUUCGAGUUUUUAUCUUACUAUGAUUUUUUUUAUCUCACGAUUUCGACUUUUUAUCUCAUAAUUAUGAUUUACUAUUGGGGAAAUAAGAUUCCAUAUUAUUAGGCAGCUAUGAAAACAAAAAAUACUAAUGAACUUUUGUCCAUUUAAAAGCAAGCUGUGAACUGUACCACACAUUUUCUUUGGACUGCAAAAACAUAUGAAUAAGGAAAGAAGACAUUUGACUGCAAAAGUUAACAAUCACGCUUUUAAACUAAAAUACGUCGUCAAAAUAAUCAUCAUCCACACAAUGUUAAUGUUCUUGGUUUUAGAAAGAUGCGCACAGUUAUAUACAAGCUUAUUUAAGGGACUUUUAGUCAAAUGAAAGUUGUGAGCUAGCGAGCUAUCUUGGCAGGAGAGUCAGAGGUUCAACAUGCCAAAAUGCUUCGUCAUCACAUAAAUUAUCUUUGAAAAUUGAGAAAUGUCACAUUUUAACAGCAACCUCAUGCUAGCUUAACUGAUUCGUUAAAAAAAACCACAAGACCGUAUUGAUGUCAUUUUAAGAUUCAAAAGCAAGCGUUUGAGCGCCUCUUCUCUCAAAUGUGUGGAUUUUUCUUACGUUUGUUUUCAUAAACACUUUAAAAACGUCACUAUUUGUGUAAUCGGGACCUUCAAGAUUUGUGCCUUUUGGCUGGUAAAUUUGUGUUCCAUUCGUUCUCAACAGAGUCCGACACCUGUCGCCGUUUGGAAGCGGGACUUUAUUGGUCUCGACUCGCAGUCCAAAUUUUGUUGUUGUUGUUUUUUUUACAGCUCUGCUUGUUUUAUCGACUUCUUCUUCAGGCUGAUGUAGCAAAACCCCAGCCGCUGACAUACUAACAAGUGGAGCACUUUAUACUUCCGCCAUAACUUUGUUGUCGAUCACUGACUAAAGAAAGAAACAAGUGCCAUACAAACCUGUAUAGUUUAUGCAAGGUGAUGAUGAUCAGCGGUUACUGCCUUUUGUUGUUGUUGUUGUUGUUGUUGUUCCUGCGAGGAGACAGCAUCUGACGUUGUUUUGUUGGGGAACCAACUGCAAUGUUGCGCUACCAAAAGUGUGAAGGGAAGGGAAUACCUUUCAGUGCUAAAAUCCGAUGCUGUCCCCUCUGGAAUCUUUUUUAAAUGCAUCAUGUUGGUUGGCCUUCUAAUUUCUGGUUUCUUGUGUGCACGAUAAAAAAAAAAGCCUGUAGAUUUUAGGGUAAAAAACAAACAAAAAACUGGCAGCUCAGUUGCCAGAAUUUUACAAUAAAAUUUACGGUGGCUUUUACAGUGCAUUACUGUAAAUGGAAAAAUGGUACCACUUUUAUAUUUUAGUCAGAUUCUCACGACUGAACUGCCAGUUUUUAUCAUACCAUUUAGUCGUUUUUUGGGGGCUUUUUUUUACAGUGACUUUUUUUAAAUUGAAAAACAGUAUCACUGUUAUUUUUACAGUGAAAUUUAGAUUGUUUUUUCUACCAUAAAAUCGACAAUAAUUUUACAGUGCAUUACUGUAAAUGCAUAGACAGUAAUUUUUAUAUUUCCAGUAAAAUUCUGGCAACUGAUUUUUAUCGUAAAAUUUAGUCUUUUUUUUUUUUUUUUUUUUUUUUUUUACAGCGAAAUACUCUAAAUUGAAAUACGGUACCACUGUUUUUUUUAAUAGUUAAAUUGAGAUUCCUUUAACCAUGGAAUGUACAAUAUUUUUACAGUGCAUUACUGUAAAUGGAUAAGCAGUAACUUAGCUGACUGAGCUGCCAAUUUUUGACUGUAAAAUUCAUUUUUACAUUGAAUUGCUGUAAAUUGAAACACUGCCGCUGUUUUUUUUUUUAAGGGUGAAAUGUUGGCAACAGCAUUUCCAGUUCUUAAAACCGUAAAAUAUACAGGCUUUUUUUUCAUUUUUUUUAUUUUUACAGUUAAUUACUGUAAAUUGGAAAAAGUGCCACUAUAAUUUUUUUCUGUCAACUGACCUGCCACUUGUUUUGUUUUUUAACCAUAAGAUAAACAAGUAUUAUUUUUAUAGCGAAUUACUGUUAAUUGAAAAACGAUACCAGUGUUAUUUUUACAGUUAAAAUUCUGGCGACCAAGCUGCCAGGUUUUUCUUUUUUAACUAUAACUCUCGGAUCUUUAGUUUUACAGUACAUUACUGUAAAUUAUAAAACAGUACCAUAUUUAUUUUUACAGUAAAAUUUUGAUGACUGAGCUUCCAGUUUUUGGCCGUGAACUCUACACAUAUAUAUCAUUUUUAUUUAUUUUUUAUUUUUUUCACAGCGUAUUACCAUAAAUUCCGAAAAGGUACCACUUAAAUUUUUACGGUAAAAUCCUGUGUUUUUUUUACCCUAAAAUCUACAAUUAUUUUUUAUUAUGUACUGUAAAUAGAAAUGUGAUGACACUUUUUUUUUUUUACAGCAAAAUUCUGUUGACUGAACUGCCAGUAAAAUCUAUGGUUAUUUUUUACAGCAAAUUACUGUAAAUUGAAAAAGGGUACCACUUUUAUUUUUACGGUAAAAUUCUGCCGACUGAGCUGCCAUUUUUACUCUAAAAUCUGCAGUUGUUUUUAGUGUGUGCGUGUGUAUGUGUGUGUGUGUGUGUGUGUGUGUGUGUGUGUGUGUGUGUGCGCACGCACGCACAUGUGUGUGUGUGUGUGUUACCUUCUAGAAGCGUCUUGGCUGUCCUCAAUUUAAGACCAUGUCCACAAGGGUAUUUUUUGAACAAGUCACCUAAAAACUACAAGUAGUCCAUGUGAAAGUACAUUUUAAAGGAACAGGUGGCACCAUAACCCCUUAACUAUUUGGCAGUUCUGUCUUCAAUGGCGCCCUCUGCCCACGUUUUGGGCGCAAUCGUUGCGAUGCUGCCCACGUGUCUCAUAUCUAAAACCAGUGCUGAUGGGAAGCAACAAUGGAGGGUGUGUGGACAUGGUCUUAGCCUCCCACGAUUGUGCUUUAAAAUGUUACACUUAAGUAGAAAUUGUAGGAACAAAAAUUGUACAAAACCAAAGUGGAAAAAGUGUGUUCAUCCAUGUGCAAAUAUUGGGAAUAAAAAUAUAUUCCAGCUACUCGA